Lathyrus oleraceus (garden pea) is the source of this 1503-nucleotide messenger RNA. RefSeq lists its product as uncharacterized. The coding region runs from base 1 to 1503 and encodes 500 amino acids. NCBI's taxonomy places the organism in Eukaryota, Viridiplantae, Streptophyta, Magnoliopsida, Fabales, Fabaceae. The transcript is spliced from 3 exons. The record is from RefSeq and is a predicted model, not a curated record.
AUGGAUCAAGGAUUAAUACAGUUUUCCAAGUCUAAAGCAGGAGAAGAGGUGGCAAUAAUCGAACCAAUAACAAUUGUGUACAGAAAGAAGAAGGUUGAAGCUCCUCCCAAGAGGAUUAAGCCAAUUCAUUUUCGUGUUCUCACUCCGUUCCCGUAUCAGAAUACCAAGGCGGUGCCUUGGAAUUAUGAGACUACAACAUAUUUGGGAGGAAAAGAAAUCUGCAUUCCUGACACAAAAAUCGUCAACAUUGUUGGAACGGGAGGCAUGAAUCGGAGUGGUCGUGCAGGGGCAACUGUACCUGCCACUCCGAGUGUGACGACUGCUCUAGUGCUGACGAAGGUUAUUGACAAUAAGGCUGUAGAAUCUGAAACGUUUAAGGGUAAAGGGCCGAUGGUUGAGAAAGAACAAGUUGAAGAUCACAAGAAGAGCAUCACUUUUGAGGAAAGCCAAGAAUUCCUCAAAUUGAUCAAGAAAAGUGAUUUCAAAAUUGUUGACCUGUUGAAUCAGACUUCCUCCAAAAUAUCAAUUUUAUCCUUGCUAUUGAGUUUUGAGGCUCAUCGCAAGGCAUUGCUGAAAGUUCUAAAUGUCGCUCAUGUGAUGCAAGAUAUCACGGUCGAUCAAUUUGACGACAUGGUUGCUAAUAUCACUUCUAGUAGGUAUCUAGGAUCUAAUGAAGCAGAGCUACCACAUGAGGAAAAUGCUCACAACAAAGCAUUACACAUUCGGUCAUGUGCACAAACUCUCUUCUAUCUCGAGUCCUCGUUGACACUGUUUAAGGGGCCUGAGAUGAGGACCAGCGCACUGAUACUUCAAGCUUUCGAUGGUUCCCAAAGGCAGGUUAUUGGGGAAGUCGAUUUGCCUAUCUGUGUUGGACCCCACCAGUUCAGCAUCACCUUCCAAGUCAUGGAUAUCAACCCAGCUUACAGUUGUCUGUUGGGAAGACCGUGGAUUCAUGCCGCUGGGGCAGUCACUUCUACAUUGCACCAAAGGAUGAAGUACUUGAUUGAUGAUAAACUGGUAAUUGUGUAUGGUGAAGAAGAUCUGUUAGUCAGUGAACUCUCCUUGUUCAGAUAUUUUGAAAUAGAUGAAGGGAUCGUCGAGGUUCAGCUCCACUAUUUAGAGUUUAAAGAAGUCAGUUCCGCUACCGCCAAUCAUAACCAAUCUUCCGCUACCAUCUUAUCCUCGACAAAAAGUGCCAAGAAGAAAUUGGAGAAAGGUCCGCUUCCCGGUUGGGGUAAGGUCGUCAAUGUGGCAGAGAAACGUGACAGGUUUGGUAUUGGUUAUCACCAAGUAGUGUGCAAGGAAAGCCCGAAGAAAAAGCAGUUCAACCUGAUCAAAUUCAGCAGCGCCGACUUUCAAAAUGAGCAUACUGUGGUAAUUAUUGGAGAGUCCAGCGGUAGCAAACCAGGGGCAUCCAGCCUCAUACGCAAAUGUCCUCCAGGGUUCAAGCUUCCCAAUUGGACGACCACCGUGAUUCCCAUAAUGUACUCGAAAAAAAUGUAA